Molecule: messenger RNA, 1788 nt
Organism: Rotaria sp. Silwood2
Lineage: Eukaryota; Metazoa; Rotifera; Eurotatoria; Philodinida; Philodinidae
Source: the annotation of a GenBank genome assembly
AUGCCUUUGUCAUCAGCCGAACGGUUUCGUCGAUACAUGGCUAAACUGAAACGUGAAGAAAAUCAAUCGUUAUUGAAAAAAUUUCAAGAAAAAGAUGCUGCUCGACAUCGAAAAAGUCGAAAAAUGGACAAACAAGAUCCAGAUAAAAUUGCGAAAAUUCGUGAACAAAAUCGAGCACGACAAGUCAAACGUCGAUUGAAGUUGGCAUCUCAAAAACUUGGCUCACAAUUAAAUCAAUUAUCUAUGUCGUCGCCUUCAACAGCACCAAAAUCCACGUACAAAUCUGUUCAAAGUUUAGCCAAGGCUGUUCAUCGUACAGAACGAGCUCUUCCAGCUAGUCCAAGAAGAAAAGAAGAAAUCAUUCGACAAUUGGCUGUAAAACAUGGAAUAAUUGCAAAAUCUUUGGCACCACCAAAACCAUCAAAAACACCUGGACAUAGUCUUCCUGAAUCAACUAUAAAUAAUGUUGUGAAAUUUUAUCAAUUGAAUGAAAUUAGUAGCACUGCUCCUGGUAAGAAAGAUGUGGUUAUCAUCAGAUCACCCGAUGGCACAAAAGCCAAAAUUCAAAAACGAUAUCUUGUUAUGACGGUCAGAGAAGUUUAUGAACAAUUUAAACUUAUGUAUCCAAAUGAGAAAAUUGGUUCAACUUCAUUCAGUUUACUCCGUCCAAAACACGUUUUACCGAUGGCUGAUAUUCCACAAAAUGUUUGUCUUUGUAAGUAUCACACAAAUAUCGAUUUAUUGUUAACAGCUUUGAGUCCGAUACUGAAUACACCAAAUCUCACAUCACAUUUUCGUGAAGCUGUCGUUUGUGAUAGCAAUGAUGAGAAAUGUAUGUCAUCAAAAUGUAACCAAUGUGGCAAUUUGGAAAAAUUCGACGAUUUAUAUCAAUGCGAUGAUGAACAAGGUGGUGAAAGUUUAUCUUAUUUUCAAUGGGAAACAAUUGAAUCAAAGAUUGUUAAAGUAGAAAAAUCUGGUACAGUCAAAGAUGCAAUUAAAGAUUUAAAAAACCAAACGAAGAAUUUCCUGAUGCAUAGCUUUAUUACUCAUGUUCAAUAUGUACAUUUUCAGGAAUGUCAAGAAAAUGCAAGCCCAACGUCAAUUACUUUACAAGUCGAUUUUUCAGAAAAUUACCGUACAACAUAUCAAGAUGAAAUUCAAAAUGCAUUUUUCAAUUAUAAUCAAGUUGGAUUAUUUACUGCUGUUGCUUGGUUUGGCCAUGAUUCCGAUGUUGUAAGUUAUGCAUUAGUUUCCGAUGAUGUAUCUCAUGAUAAAUAUUCAAUCCAUGUCUGUUUAACACGAAUUAUUACAGAAUUGAAAAAAACGUUUUCUUCAUUGGAAACCGUGAAUAUUUUUUCAGACGGUGCAGCUGCACAAUUUAAACAACGUUUUUCGUUUGCAAACUUAACACUUUUGUCAAAAGAUCAUAAUGUCAAUUUGAUCUGGAAUUUUUUUUCAACUGGACAUGGACGUGGAGCAGUUGAUGGAGUUGGUGGUACGGUAAAACGAUUGGUGUGGAGAGGUGUAAUGGCUAAACAAUGUGUUAUACGUAAUGCAUAUGAUUUUGUCCAGUAUGCAACUGCAGUUAUUACAGAUAUUAAUAUUAUACUUAUCGAUGCACAGCAUAUCAAAGCUCAAUCAUCAUUACUCAAUCAACGAUGGGAUGAAAUUCGAGCUAUUCCAGAUACAUUAAAAAUACAUUAUGUUAAAUCAUUAUCACCUUAUAAUGUCGAAGUAAGACUAUUUAGUAAGUCGAAUGAGAAAAAAACAUUCUGCUUGAAACCAUAA